AUGACAGAUUCACAGGCUCCUUUGGCUGCUCCAGCAGAACAUGUCCUUGAUACGCUUUAUGUCAAUAAUUUGAAUGAGAAAGUGUCGUUAAACAAACUCAAGGCUGUGCUUAAUCUGCUAUUUGGGCGAUAUGGCAAAGUCAUCCAGAUAACAGCACACAGAAACUUGAAGAUGAAGGGACAGGCAUUUGUCACGUAUGCUGACCCAAAAAGCUCCGACAAGGCCCUCCGAAAGCUACAAGGACGGCCUGUGUUCAAAAAACCUAUUCGCAUCACCUGGGCCAAGGCGUCCUCGGACGAAUACAAUCGGCUACUACAAAACUUCGAUGCUAUUGCCAAAAGACAAGAGUUGAAGAAAGAGAGAGAGAGGCUCCGCAAAGAAAAGGAGCAACAGAAACCACAGACACCGCAACCAGGGACUUCUCAAAUGUCCAAAUCUCAAAUCAAGCAGUGGAAAUCUCUUCCACCCAACAACAUUCUUUUGCUUCAAAACUUGGCAGACCAUCAACUCUCCAACGAAGUGUUGGACGCUAUAUUCUCAGUUUUCAAUGGCUUUGAGCGUGUGCGUCUAAUCAAGUUCAGAAAGUUGGCGUUUGUGGAUUUCGAUAGUGAAACCAACGCUACCGCUUGUCUAGAGAAGUUGGGCAGUUCAGACUCACUCGAAAAUGCUCUUCUUACAUAUGCAAAGAAAUAA
This is a messenger RNA of Clavispora lusitaniae ATCC 42720, 693 nucleotides long. RefSeq lists its product as uncharacterized. Gene Ontology annotation, cellular component: U1 snRNP. Gene Ontology annotation, biological process: mRNA splicing, via spliceosome. The record is from RefSeq and is a predicted model, not a curated record. Gene Ontology annotation, molecular function: U1 snRNA binding. NCBI's taxonomy places the organism in Eukaryota, Fungi, Ascomycota, Pichiomycetes, Serinales, Metschnikowiaceae.